Molecule: messenger RNA, 6348 nt
Organism: Belonocnema kinseyi
Lineage: Eukaryota; Metazoa; Arthropoda; Insecta; Hymenoptera; Cynipidae
Product: fatty acid synthase-like
Exons: 14
Coding region: 298-6237 (1979 amino acids)
Biological process (GO): fatty acid biosynthetic process
Molecular function (GO): fatty acid synthase activity; oxidoreductase activity
Source: RefSeq, a predicted model, not a curated record
UACCAAACGGCAUUCUGAUUGAGACGAUCGUUCUCGCCGAAUGCACUUAAACCUGGUUUUAUUAAAUUGAAAAAAGUGAAGAAUUCGUGCGAUCUUUCCGGAUCGCAUGAAGCAAUUGUGUUUGACUAAACUAAAAACUAAUUCAACGAUAAAUUAAUAAUGAUUUAUUAAAAACGAUCACGUUAAUAAUUUUCAUCAAGCAAAUUAAAUUAGUAAAGUAUUUUCGAGAAUAAGUAAAUAAGCCAGGUAAAAUAAAUUUUAAGAUUAAUUAAAUAAUCUAAAUUAAAAAACGACAAAAUGGAUCCUUCAAGUAUGACUGGAGAUGAAAUAGUGAUUUCGGGAAUUUCGGGAAAAUUCCCGAACAGUGAAAAUGUCAAGGAAUUUCAGAAAAAUCUUUUGAGCAAAGUGGACUGCGUUACUGACGCACAAACUCGAUGGGAUAUUCAUCAUGAAAAAAUUCCCUCUCGAAUUGGAACAAUUAAAGGUAUUAGCAAAUUUGAUCGCGUAUUUUUUGGUGUUCAUGGAAAAUUGGCGGAUUGUUUGGAUCCUAUGUUGAGAAAGUUAAUCGAAACUUCGUACGAAGCAGUUGCCGACGCUGGUGUGAAUCCUCGUACUUUGAGAGGAUCCAAAUCGGCAGUUUUCACUGGUUCCAGUUUUUCAGAAUCAGAAAAAUCACUUUUCUAUGAAAAAGUAGAGCAAAACGGUUUUGGUUUAAUGGGUGCUAGUCGUGCCAUGGUAGCAAAUCGAAUUUCCUUUUUUUUGGGUCUUGUGGGGCCAAGUAUUAAUGUUGAUUCCAGUUGUUGUGGAGGUGCCACUGCACUGGAACAAGGAUAUAAAGCCAUUAAAGAAGGACGUGCCGAAAGUGCGAUAAUUGGUGCCUGUAAUGUAGUCCUGCAUCCUCACAUGUCUCUGCAAUUAUUUAUGUUAGGAUUGUUAUCGCCCGACGGGGUAACUAAAUCGUUUGACAAUGCGGCAGAUGGCUACACUCGUAGCGAGGGCAUCGUGGUCUUUUUUUUGCAAAAGGCCCGCGAUGCAAAACGCAUUUAUGCAGAAUUGAAAAAUAUUCACUCGUCAUAUGGAUCAGCAAAAAAUCGCCUUUCAGUUCUUUAUCCGAGUCCAGAUUUCCAGGCAAAUCUCAUGAAGACGACACUGGAAGAGAGUGGCCUUUCUGCAAAAGAUAUAUCUUUCAUCGAAGCCGACGGAUCGGGAAUCAAGGAUGCGGAUGCCGCUGAGGUCGAAGCUAUUGAUCAAGUUUACAAUGAAGGUCGAAAAUCGCCUCUUCUUAUUGGAUCCGUGAAAUCAAAUAUCGGUUCAUGCUCUCCGGCAAAUCCUCUCAGUGCUAUCGUUAAGGUUGUUACAGCGAUGGAAUCAGGUUUUAUACCUCCUAAUCUUCAUUACAAGGAAUCUUCUGACAAAAUCCCUGCUCUAAAGGAAGGUCGUGUUAAGGUUGUCACAGAACCGACCCCAUGGACUGGAAGCUAUGCUGCUAUUAAUAGUAUGGCCAUGACCGGUAGCUUUAGCAAUAUAAUUUUAAAAUGUUGCGAAAAAGAAAAGAAAAAUGGUGGACAACCUGAAGACAAUCUUUCUCGAUUAAUCAUUGCUUCAGGAUGCACCGAAGAAGCUGUCGAAACCAUUCUAAACGAUAUGGAAAGUAGGCCAGUUGAUGUGGAAAUGGUUCAACUUUUGUCUGACUUGUUUGAAGUCGAUACUCCUGCUCAUUUGUAUCGAGGAUACACAUUACUUCCUCCACGUGGGUUACCAAAAACUAAAGUACGAGAGAUUCAAUUCAAUACAAGUGUUCCUAGAGAAAUUUGGUAUCUCUUCUCUGGAAUGGGUUCCCAGUGGGUCGGAAUGGGCGAAGCUUUAUUGAAACUACCUGUCUUCGCGGACGCCAUAAAAAGAUGCGAUGCUGUUCUAAAACCUCGUGAUGUUGAUAUAUAUCGCAUCAUUACGGAAAAGGAUCCUAAAAUGUUUGACAAUAUCGUCAAUUCCUUUGUUGGCAUUGCUGCCAUUCAGAUUGGUCUCGUGGAUCUUCUGACGUCGAUUGGACUAAAACCAGAUUUUAUAAUUGGUCACUCAGUCGGAGAGUUGGGCUGUGCUUAUGCUGAUGGUUGCUUUACAGCAGAACAAAUGAUUCUUUCUGCACUGUCGAGAGGUCUUGCAUCUGUAGAAACAAAACUGCCAACUGGUUCUAUGGCUGCCGUUGGUCUUGGUUAUGACAAUGUUUUACCUCUUUGUCCUCCUGAUAUCGAUGUGGCAUGUCACAAUGGACCAGAUAGUACAACAAUCAGUGGUCCCGCAGACUCCAUGAAAAAAUUCGUAGCAGACCUAACGGCUAAGGGCAUCUUUGCCAAAGAAGUGGCUUGCAGUAACAUAGCCUACCACAGCAGAUACAUAGCAUCAGCUGGUGGAAAAUUGAAGGAAUAUCUUCAGAAAGUAAUACCAAAUCCACGACCACGCAGUGAUCGCUGGGUCAGUUCAUCAGUUCCACGUGAUGAAUGGAAUUCUGCUAAAGCUCGAUUGUCUUCUGCAGAAUACCACACAAACAAUCUUUUAAGUCCUGUUUUAUUUGCUGAGGCUUCCAGAGCUAUUCCAGCGAAUGCAAUUGUUAUCGAAAUUGCACCUCAUGGUCUACUACAGGCUAUUGUCAGGAAAUCGCUACCAGAAAGUGUCAUCAAUGUGCCUCUAACCAAACGUGGUCAUCAAGACAAUACUGAAUUCUUGAUGGGUGCUUUGGGAAAAAUAUACAAUACUGGACUUAACAUCAAUGUGUCGAAACUUUAUCCUAAGGUCAGCUAUCCUGUAUCACGUGGAACACCUUCGAUAUCAUCUUUAAUCAAAUGGGAUCACUCACUUGAGUUGUACACCAACUUUUAUGAGAAGGGAAAACAGGUUACUGAAGGAGAGAUGAAUUUUGCAAUAGAAUUAACUGAAGAUAAAUGGAAAUUUAUGGGAGGAAACAAGAUCCAUGGAAAAGUUGUUCUUCCAAUAUCGGCAUACUUGGACCUUACAUGGACUGUUUUCAAAUCCAUAAAAGAAGACACAGAAAUUCCUGUGGUUUUUGAAAAUGUACAAAUACAUAAGCAGCAGAUAGAAAUUGCAGAUAGUGAGCCCUUGGUGUUGGUUGUAAUGGUUCAGAAAGGUACUGGAACAUUCGAGAUCACCAACACUGAAAGUUUACUUUGCUCUGGAAGUUUGCGAGAGACAGACGCCCCAGAACAGGAGCGUAUUCAGGUUCCUAAGAAAGCUGUUAAGGCACACGAGGGACUGAGUGAAAGUGAUGUUUACACUGAAUUGCAAAUGCGAGGUCUUCAGUGCUCAGGAGACUUCAGAAGUAUUCGUAAAUCAUCUGCUAAUGGUUCAAAUGGUAUCCUUGUUUGGAAAAACCAAUGGAUUACCUUUUUGGAAGGAAUGAUUCAGAUUAGAGUUCUUGGCAAUGAUGUAAGAGGAACGCAAGUUCCUAUUAAAAUUAGGAAAAUCAUUAUCGACUUGAAACAGCACAAGGAAGCAACGAAGAAUUCAAGUGAAAUCCCUGUUAUAAAUGAUCAGCGAAUCAACGUCGUGACUGCAGCUGGUGUACAAAUCGAAGGAAUUUCGCUCACCUCUAUUCAACAUGAACCAUCGGCAGGUAAAGUGAUUGCCGAAGAAAUUAAAAUGAUUCGUAGUACAGAUAGCAUGGCAUUCAAUUUGCCAGCGAUCUUUAGGAUAAUUCUGCAAUUACUAGCUGAGAAUUCAAGCAAAGCAAACAUUAUUCGACUCGUCAAUGACGAAACUGCUGACAUAGAAAAAAUUAAAGAAUCCUUCCAAACAAUUCUUGAAAAUACUCCAGAAAGCUCAAAGUUUAAAGUAGAUGUGGUUCCCACAUCAUGGUUAUCGACCAAUGGAUCAAAAUCUAAAGAUGCUGCACUCUUGGUUCUUCGGGACAUCAGACUAUGCAAUAAAAAUGACCUUUCAAGUCUCGUAUCAGACGGGUCUUUCUUAUUAAGUUUCGCUGAACCCAGAAACGAAACUUCGGUCUUAAAAACGACUGAAUCAGCAGGACUGGGACUUGUUCUAAAAAAACUUCCUUCUUCAGACAGAGUUGCAAUCCUCCUUCGUAGAAAAAGGCUUAUAAAAAAAACAAGUGUCCUCGAGAUUAUUGAUGAGCAAGAUUGGACUAACCAGAUUAGAUCAAAACUUAAUUCCAAAGAUUGCGAUCGACUAAUUCUUGCAAUCAGAACCAACAAUUGUGCUAAGCUUUAUGAAAACCUCGAAAUUCUUCAAAAAGAAGCUGAUGGAAGCAAGAUUCGAAUUGUACACAUUCAGGAUCCUGAAGCUCCAAGACUUUCGCUCCUGGAACCUUUGUAUCAGGCUCAACUCGAGCUAGAUCUGAAACUAAAUGUCCUUUUACCUGGGAAAAUCUGGGGAACAUACAGAAGUUUUCCAAUCUCUUCAAAUCUUCGACAGGUUAGUAAUUGGAAAGCAAGUCAGCUACAUCCCUCUGAUUUGGAUUCUAUUUCUUGGGUAAAAGAGUCCUCUGAAGUUGAGAAAGCCAUCAAGGUUGAGUAUUCUGCAGUGAACCGUCCGGAUAUAUUAAUAGCAACUGGAGAAUCAAAUUCAGAGAAUUCUGGAAAGGAGAGACUAAAGAUAAACUCCUUUGGUUUGGAGUAUUCUGGAAUUGAUCCGAAAGGUACUAGAGUGAUGGGAAUUUCUGCAGGUGGAACUCUUUCUAAUUUCACAUCAACUGAUGCUGAUUAUAUAUGGACGAUACCUGAAAAUUGGUCCUUAGAAGAUGCUGCAACAGUACCUCUCGCAUAUACAAUUGCAAACAUAAGUCUUCACAUGAAGGGAGAACUAAAGAAAAAGGAAUCAGUACUUAUUUAUAAUGGUAGUUGUGCCUUUGGACAGGCAGCUAUUAAUUUGGCACUUAAAGAAGAAUCUAGAGUCUUCACGAUGUAUGUUAAUGAAAGCGAAAAGAAACUCCUUAGGAGUAGGUAUCCAAAUAUACCAGAAAGCAAUAUUAUCAACAUUACAUCAAUCUUUGCUGAUCAGAUUUUGAAAUUGACUGAAGGAAAAGGUGUUGAUGUAGUUGUAUACAACGGUAAUGAUCUAAAAAAAAUAGAAGCUUGCUUGACAUGUGUUAAAAAUAAUGCCAGGAUCAUUGUUCUUGGAGAUCUUCCAGGAGCAUUUAGUGAAUCAGUUGGUAUGGAAAUUUUUUUACGGGAAGCUGCAAUCUUUUCGGUCAUCCCAAAGAAAGUAAUGGAUGCAGAACCAGCUACGAGAAAAAAAUUAGCUCAGUUAGUAAAAAAUGGAGUGGCUUCGGGGGUUGUCAAGCCAUUGCCCAGAAAUGUGUAUUCUCGGGAGAUGUUAAAGAACGCAUUUGUUGAUGGAGCUAUUAAGAAGAAUUACGGAAAGAUGAUAGUGAAACUUCAACCUCAAGAUUCGAGCAAGAAAGCUCUUGCUGUACCCCGUUUCUUAUGCAAAACUGAUGGAUCCUAUUUGAUAAUUGAUGGACUAACAGACUUUGGUCUUGAACUCGCUGAUUUCUUGGUUGUUCGUGGAGCAAAAAAUAUAGUCAUAGCGUCCGGUUCGAAAAAUACGAGGGCCUAUACCAACUUCAGAGUAAGUUUAUGGCGAGGAUAUGGAGUAAGAGUUGUAGUUCGCGAAGAAUUGGACCUUUCCAAAAAACAAAAUGUUCAAGCCCUUCUGAAAGAAGCUACAUCACUUGGUAAAGUAGAUGCUAUAUUUGACAUUCAACGUAUUGAUAAUUCUUCAAAAAGAACUUCCAGUUCGAAAGAUUUGUUUACGAAAUUUUUGGUCGAAGUGUCUAAAGAAAGUUGUCCUGCCUUGAGGCAAUUAGUCAUUUUCUCAGCUGCAAAAACUAAUAGCGAAAAUUUAGUUAGUGUUUUAUUGAGAGAAACUGUCCUCGUGAAGCUUUGUGAAGAAAAAUAUAAGGAAGGUUCUCCGGGUCUUUUGGUUCUUUUGGGACCCAUGGAAGGAAUUGUAGAAUCAAAAACUCAGAGUGGACAGAAAGUACCUUUGCUCGCUGUUCCAAGAUCUCUGGAACAAUUAGAUCAUUUGAUCGGAUUAAAUGCAUCUGUUGUUGCUGUUUCUUACCAAUCUUUCACCAAAGAAUCUACUCAGGUUUUAAGCCGCGAGAAAAAUUCUGAUACGAAAAAUGAGUUAUCGUUGUUUGAAGAAUACAUUAAUAAAAUUGAACCACUGUCAUCCUCUAGGUUCAGAAACUUAGAUGUAUGAUAACUUCGUAAGUCCUAGUAUCAAUCUAUAGUCAUCAUCGAAGAAGUCUUCAUUUUAUAAUUUCUUAUAAGUUUAAUUGUAUGCAUAAUAAAUUAUUCCAGUUAAUAACAA